Molecule: messenger RNA, 1122 nt
Organism: Lytechinus variegatus (green sea urchin)
Lineage: Eukaryota; Metazoa; Echinodermata; Echinoidea; Temnopleuroida; Toxopneustidae
Exons: 2
Coding region: 157-1122 (321 amino acids)
Source: RefSeq, a predicted model, not a curated record
UUCAAUAGAUACAUCGAGAGACUCCAGGCCAAGGUCUCUGUAACACUUGCCUAACAAUAUUUUCAAAGAGUUGAACAACAUAUCUCACAAUCGACAAUCAUCGAACUUCGAAGUGGGCAAACACGCUUUACACUGCGUGCAAGUCAGAACGAAUAAAUGGCAGACGCUACUUCGGAAAAGCAGAAUGGUUCGACUCCAAGCGUUCAAACCCCGCAUGGGCCGCGGACUCGCACCAUCCUGUGGUGUGUGCCACGUUCUUGUUCCACCGCCCUCACCAAGUGCCUGAGCUUUUGCAAAGAGACCGAGGUGUGGUUCGAACCCUACCUCUACUGCAAGGCGACAACCGACACAGUGAGGGAGGUAUUAGGCCUCCACCUACCCCGUCAAUACAAGGGAAAUGAAGAACAGUUUAGGCAAGCUGGUGAUCUAUUCGACAAGAUUUGCCACUGUGAAGUAAGACCGGAAUAUUUAUCGUUUGCGUCGAUUGGUAAAUUCUUGGAAAGCUCCAGCGAACGUCAUGUAUUUGUCAAGGACAUGGCAUACGCUAUCACGCCGAAUGAAUACAUAUUUCUUCCUGAAGGUUACAAACACGUUUUCCUCAUUCGGCACCCACUUCGGGUGUUUCGUUCGUGGCGGAAGGCAAUGUUCGCUCAACAUUCGGCUCUCGGUCUACUGAAGGGCGAGGCCGCGGUCGAGGAGUCGUACGACCUCGAGCGUGAUUGUCCAUAUUUAAACUCAGGUGGCCUUAUGAUCAAGGAUACUUACGACAUAUGGAAGUACGUCUGCGAAAAUCUAGACAGCGAUCCGAUUGUCAUCGACGGCGACGAUCUGCUGUCGAAGCCAGCAGAAGUGUUGCCGAAGUUCUGCAAAGCGAUUGGGCUUCCUUACGACGAGUCGCUAUUAACGUGGGACGCUUCUGCCGAAAUUACGAAAAGCUGGAAGCUCCCGGCUGAUGGGCUUGUUGGAAAUCUGGUCCAUUUAUACGGGACGGCCAUUUUGAGUGGGGAGUUUCUGGAGGCGAGUAAACCGCCCUCUCGUGACGAGGUUACCGCUGACGUCCUGAGAUGUAGCGAUGAGAUGAUAAAAUAUUAUGAAGAGAUGUAUGAAGCCCGCACAAAAUAG